Molecule: messenger RNA, 1740 nt
Organism: Caenorhabditis elegans
Lineage: Eukaryota; Metazoa; Nematoda; Chromadorea; Rhabditida; Rhabditidae
Gene: Y81B9A.1
Product: Zn(2)-C6 fungal-type domain-containing protein
Exons: 5
Coding region: 1-1740 (579 amino acids)
Source: RefSeq, marked reviewed
AUGGCGCUAAACGAUCAUAAGCUACAUGACUGCGUAUUCAAGAACAUCACUCCAAUGGAGACGCUCGAAUUCAUGGCAGUAAACCACUGGACAUACUGUGGAGGAUGCAAUACGCGAUCCCACAUGCAUCCGAGGGGAGAAUGUCAAAGAGUCGGAUGCUACCAAUGCGGUUCCAUGGGCCACGCGACAGCUCAAGCCCUAUGCGAUCUACCCAUCGGCGGUGUCACUCCUGAAGCUCAAACGAUGCAGCAAGAGACAGCCUGGGGAUUCCGCAGAGAAUGCUUACAGCGCACGCGAGCUCUGAUUCUCAACACCACUCACCCACUGAAAUAUCGUUUAUUCACGGAUCACCGAGCAAUCUUCAUCGAAGCUCGGGAACCUCACGAUCAGGCGGGUUGGAGAGUCUAUCGAGAUACCGACAACGAAUUCCCUUUUGCGGACAUCCAGCGAUACUCUUAUACGCACGAAAACCCACCACGGAGAGCAUACUUCACAGUAUUGCAGCCUCCAGAGUACGCUCUCAAAACUGUGAACAAGAUUCCAGCAUUUUCUCCGGACGAAUCCGCCUAUUUAGAGCGGUGCGGACAUUGGAUCACUCAGUACCGUCAAGGCAAUGAGCUACCAAUCCCAACCUUACUCGACGAGUCAGAUUCUAGCAGUCCACCAAGCUCUGAUAGCGAGGAUGAGUCUGAUGAAGACAAUGCUCCUCAACGUCAACCAGAGGAAGUUCCAGCACCUCUCAACAUCAUUCCUCCCAUCAUUGUCCCACCACCGGCACCACUACCACAAGUUGUUCAUGGCAUCGCCAGAAUCGUAGCGCAAGACCACAGACUAGCUCGCAACGGCAACUUGAUUGACUACGUCAACGGGUGGGCUCACCGGCCACUGGACUGGGCGCAAGAAAUGGAACGGGAUGAGAGAGCAAACCAAGGUCAGCGAGAUAGAGUGGCUCGGGAAAUCAGACUGUUCGAAGCCCGAUUCGCACGAGUACCGGUUGAACCAGUUGAGGAAAUUGUUCAAGAGAGAGAAGAAGAAGAUCAGCCUGACGGACAUGCCAUGGAAAAAUGCACACGACUAUGCUCUCGCCCCAUCAUCUGGAUGGACGAGACGGUUCGCCCGUGCUUCCAAAAAGAGGCCUUCGCAAAACUCGAAGCAGCUUCUCCUCCAGACACAAAACGAUCGAUGUGCCACAGAGCUCAAGCCUACCUCCUAACCCUCACUGGUCAAGCAGAUCACCGCUACGGAGCUUAUGACAACAUCAGUCACUUCCAAAUGGCUCAGUACAUCGAAGAUCUCAAGUCGUACGGAAAGAGACUACGAGGCGAAGAAUGGACUCUCUGCAAAUUGGAAUACAAUUCCAUCGAGAACAUCAGAAGCCCGCUACGUCCGGAAGGAUCCAGAUUCAUCUAUCUUCCAACGGUCACUCUUUGGUGUAUCGCCUCAGUGCAAGGAGCAAUGAAGGCCGUAUUGGCAAAACGCGACCCAGCUCAACAUGUCAAUCCUAUCGACAAUGUAGUUGGACUCGACUCAAAGCCAUGGUUCAACAUUUUGCUACCAUCAUUUGCCGAUGACGAAACCAACCCAGCAGCACAGUUUGCUCGGGAAACUGAGCUUCGCAAAGAACUCGCAAACCCGAUGAAUGUCCGGUACAACAACAACACUCGAGCACAUUUCGAAAGCCACCUGGACAGGUACUUGGAUCUUAAAACCCCAAGAGACCUCACUACGUGCGAGAAAUGA